Molecule: messenger RNA, 6482 nt
Organism: Pseudopipra pipra
Lineage: Eukaryota; Metazoa; Chordata; Aves; Passeriformes; Pipridae
Gene: SHOC2
Product: SHOC2 leucine rich repeat scaffold protein
Exons: 9
Coding region: 351-2099 (582 amino acids)
Molecular function (GO): protein binding
Source: RefSeq, a predicted model, not a curated record
CCUCGCAUAGGCGUGAGACUCUUUUCCUGUUUCAGCCGAUGUAUUUAUUGUGGCAGUUCUGAUGGAGCCAGAGAGACAGAAUCUCGUUUCAAAAGUCGUCGCCUUCCUGUCUAGCCAGAAGUACUAAUACGGAGCAUUUGACCUAAUCUCUACAGCUGAAUCUCCUGAAACCAGGAUAAGGAAAGAGUGCCUUCAGAACCAAUAUGUAGCAAAUGGGUACCACACCUUUGAAGCUCCUCCCUUGGUUCAACACUUGCAUGUUUUAAGGAUCCUUGUUGCCUCAGCAGUGAAUUGUUCUUGUGGACUUCGGAAACAGAUUUCAUGUGGUGCUUGCUAAACGUUGAGUCACCAUGAGUAGUAAUCUAGGAAAAGAAAAGGACUGUAAAGAGAAGGAUCCAAAAGUCCCAUCAUCAAAAGAAAGGGAGAAGGAGGCUAAAGCCUCUGGAGGAUUUGGGAAAGAGAGCAAAGAAAAGGAGCCUAAGACCAAAGGGAAAGAUGCCAAAGAUGGAAAGAAGGACUCCAGUAGCACGCAGCCUGGGGUAGCUUUUUCAGUGGACAAUACGAUAAAAAGACCUAAUCCAGCCACAGGUACUCGCAAAAAAUCCAGCAAUGCUGAGGUGAUCAAAGAGCUAAAUAAAUGCCGGGAAGAGAAUUCUAUGCGCUUGGACUUGUCCAAGAGGUCUAUACACAUGCUUCCAUCAGCUAUCAAAGAGCUAACGCAGUUAACAGAACUUUAUUUAUACAGUAACAAACUGCAGUGCCUACCGGCAGAGGUGGGCUGUCUUGUGAACCUGGUGACACUGGCCCUGAGUGAGAACUCGCUCACCAGUUUGCCUGACUCUCUUGAUAACUUGAAGAAGCUGCGCAUGCUUGACCUGCGGCACAACAAACUGAGGGAGAUCCCGGCGGUGGUGUACAGGCUGGGCUCUCUCGCCACCCUUUACCUACGCUUUAAUCGUAUAACUACUGUGGAAAAGGAUAUCAAAAACUUGUCAAAACUCACCAUGCUUAGCAUACGAGAGAACAAAAUCAAGCAACUACCUGCUGAAAUUGGUGAGUUGUGUAACCUCAUAACGCUGGAUGUAGCGCACAAUCAGCUUGAACAUCUUCCUGAAGAGAUUGGAAGCUGCACACAGAUCACCAACCUUGACUUGCAGCACAAUGAGCUCUUGGACCUGCCAGAAACCAUAGGAAAUCUGUCCAGUCUAAGUCGCCUUGGCCUGAGGUACAAUAGGCUGUCAGCAAUUCCGAAGUCUUUAGCAAAAUGCAGUGAACUUGAUGAACUGAACUUGGAGAACAACAACAUUUCUACUUUGCCAGAGGGUCUUUUAUCCAGCCUUGUCAAACUGACUAGUUUAACACUGGCCAGGAACUGCUUCCAGUCCUAUCCUGUGGGUGGCCCGUCCCAGUUCUCCACAAUCUACUCUCUCAAUAUGGAGCACAACCGCAUCAAUAAAAUCCCCUUUGGAAUUUUCUCUAGAGCUAAAGUAUUAAGUAAGCUGAACAUGAAGGACAAUCAGCUGACCUCUCUCCCCUUGGACUUCGGGACUUGGACUAGUAUGGUAGAACUGAACUUAGCGACUAAUCAGCUCACAAAAAUCCCUGAGGAUGUAUCUGGGCUUGUUUCUCUUGAGGUUCUUAUCUUGUCAAACAAUCUCCUAAAGAAACUUCCCCAUGGAAUUGGAAAUCUACGGAAACUCCGAGAGUUAGAUCUAGAGGAAAACAAACUGGAAUCCUUGCCAAAUGAAAUAGCUUACCUCAAGGAUCUGCAGAAAUUGGUUCUGACUAACAAUCAGCUGACCACCCUUCCCAGAGGUAUCGGUCACCUUACCAAUCUGACGCACCUUGGGCUCGGAGAGAAUCUUCUCACACAUCUUCCUGAGGAAAUUGGUACACUGGAGAAUCUGGAAGAACUGUAUUUGAAUGACAACCCCAAUCUGCACAGCCUUCCCUUUGAGCUGGCUCUUUGCAGCAAACUGUCAAUAAUGAGUAUUGAGAACUGCCCGCUCAGCCACCUUCCACCUCAGAUUGUUGCAGGAGGACCCUCUUUCAUCAUUCAGUUCCUAAAAAUGCAGGGACCAUAUCGUGCCAUGGUCUGAUGCUAACUGAAUUGUCCAAUACACUGUACAAAAUACAAACUGCAUUAAUGUUGUAAUUGUCUGUAUAUGUAUAUAUAAUAUAAUAUAUGUGGUUUAUAUUAUAUUAUAUAUAUAUAUAAAUAUAUAAAUAAUAUAAAAAGGCAAAUUUAAGACUGCAUUAUGUGUUUCUGCUAAUAGAGGAAUCAUAGCCAUUUAGAUUUUUUUUAUUCUGUAAAAAUGCUUGUCUAAGUUUUCUUUGCUGAACUUGAUGGAAGUUGUCUGAAUAAUCUGAAAUUGCCAGUUCAUUUAAAGCAAUUGCCAAUGAACUCAAACUUUAAAUUUAAGGGACAAAACCAGUUUUGCUUAGAUUUACUUUCAAUUAAGAGAAAUGUAUAACCUUUAUAUAAUGAACUUUUCUGUUUUCCUCCCCCCACCUUUUUUUUUUUUGUGUCAAAACCUGAAAGGGUCAUGUGCCCUAAGGUUGGGAUUUUCUUUUAACUUAUUUUGAGAUUUGAAGCAAAUGGUGUUUUUAUAUUGUUUACAGUCAGAGUAAAUCACUGGAUCUUGUUUUAUUCUGAUUUGCUCUGUUUUAAUCAAUCAUAUCUAGAAUUUAUAUGCCUCUGCUGAUGAAUUUUUAUCAACCUGUUUGUAUACUAAAAACAUAUACUCAUCAGAACAACUGGCAGGUGAAAAGGAUGCAGUCAAAACGAAAAGAAAAAAAAAAGCUUGAAUUCCUUUAAGUCUUGCUUCCCUGAGUUAUCAGUUGCAGGCAUAACAUAUCUGAACUGAGCCUUUUGCAGUUGGUCUUUUCUAGCACAAGUAAACCUUUCCAGAUUGGUAAAAACGUCGAGUAUUCUCAGUGAAGAGCGGUUUUCAUUGUGUGAAGUAACAAGUCCAUGAGGUUUAACAGUACAGUUAAGUGACAAGGAAAUAAUAUAUAUGUACAUUUUUAUUACAAUGUUGAGUCAUAAACUACAACAGGCAAUUUUAAGGAUUCCCUAGACCUUGUACAAUAAAUGAAUGUGUCUUACUUUUAAACACUGCAAUAUAUGUAAGUUUUAAGGUUGGUUAACAAUGUACUAUGGUUUUAUAUCUUGACUUGCCUUGUACCUCCUUCCAUUACGGAACUUCUGUGUCCAAGCACAAUAUCUUCACACUGUGCUGUUUUGCUGCUGAACUAAAUGCACUUUUCCCCACAGCUGGGGCACUUGCUUCAAAAUAUUCAGUUCAGUAUCUCGAUUAUUCUUUUUUAACUUCAUCCUAUCUGUUUCAGUAUUAAACCGAUCUAUUAAAAAAGAGGCACCUUUUUCAUUUGUGCAGAGAUGCUGGUAGCUCAAGAGAAACACUGUAAGUAGUGGACAUUCAGUUUUAUCGUGAAUUUCUCGGUCAUUUAAAAGGCAGAAGAUGCUUCAGGGAGAUUUACACUAUUGCUGCACUUGUAGGGCCUGUUGUCCUUUUUCAGGAGGGUAGGAACUCGAGGUGGUUGCAUUCCACGAUUCCCCAAGAACUGUUCAGUUUAUACUCGUUGGAAUUGCUGCUGGCGUAGUGUGACUUAGAGGACUGUACCUUUUGCACAAAAUCAAAUCAAUCGAUGCCAUGGGAAAUCUGUUUCACAUGCAGAAGUUUGGGAAUAUUACUUCUGGCUUUCAGGCAUGCUUAUUUAGAUGUAUUCCCUUGAUCUAUUUUCAUUUUGUUUUGUUGUACAUCUUUUCAUUAACAAGAAGUAAGUUUAAAUGGAAGGCAGGUGGAGAUAUAAAACCUUAGAGGGCUUAAACAUGCUGUAAAAGUAUUGUAGAUGUCACUGGAUUUUACUAAGUAAUGUCUGUUCUUUCUCAUACACUCUGUCUCUGUUUCCCCCCUCCCCCCUUUUUUUUUUUUUUACAUCUACUGUAGCUUUUCAGUUUAGACUUUAGUUUAUAAAAGGCUAGUUCCUUACAGUUCUGCCUGGGUUAAUCUUUCUCAGCAUUAAGGUGUUAAAAUAUGAAGAUGCUGAACUGCUUAGUAUCAAGACUGUAAUCUAACUUCUGAAUAUACUGCUAAGUCCGUAUUUGUGCCCUCAGGUCACUAGGGGAAACUGGUUUUAUUAAUAUGGUUCCUUGAAACAAAAGUGGCGACCCCUUGUGUUUUCAAGCGUCUUGGUCUCAUUCCCUGUCUACUCCUCAAUCCCAUUUUUAUAAGAGUUGACGGGAUUGAAUUUGUUUAGUUUGUAAAUACGUUGAUUAUUCACCUUGUUAAGGUACAUGGUUAAUGACUGUAUGAUUGGAGCUGACCCUCUCUCACAUAAAUUCUUGUGGAGAAGUUGGCUACCAAAAUAGCGCUCGUUACACUCGCUUAAAAACAAACUAUUCUUUUCAGUACACUUAUAGGAAUAAAUAAAGCUAUGUUUUAAUUCAUUACUAUAUUAAAAACAGGAUAUUUUUUCAAACUAUCUUGUAUUAGUAUGGUUGUUGCAAUGCCAGAUAAUACUGAGCCCUGUUUUAGGAGUUUAAUUUUAUACACUCUGAGGUGAAUGCUUAUUUUUUCAAUGUCUCAAGAGAGAUUUGAAUAAAAGCAGUGUGAGAGAAGUUCUGAUACAGGAAAAAUCAACUCAGAAGGACAGUUCUUUAAAAUUAUCCUUUAAUUUUAAAUUAAUUUUAAGUAAUGAAUAUCUGGCAUGGAUUGGGAAUACAUAUAAGUACUUACAUGGUUUUAUAUCCAAAUCUAUACAUAGAUCCAUAUAAAUCCAGAUGGUUUGAUCAUUCAAAACAGUCUUACAUCCUGACAUAACAGACUUUUUGCAUUUCCUAGGAUGCUGGAUUGUUAACUGGUAUGGUUUCUAAGUUGUAUUUAGUGCCUGAUGACAUUCAGUUGGACACACAUACUGACUUUAAGAAUUUUAUUUGCCUAUAGCAGUUAAAGUAUGAAUGGAAAGAUCUUCACUCUGACAAGGGUAUGUAUACAUACAUACAAAAAUGUAUUUGUGUAUCUGUAGAUGUAUGAAAGCAUAGACAAGGUGGAAAAAUUAAUUAUUUACAGCAUCUUUGAAAACAAGUGAUUCCCAGGUACUUGUAUUAAAUAUUUAUCCCCCUUGCCAUACUGGGGGAAAUAAUUUAGAAUGGUUAUUGAAAAAUGUGACAAUCUUUACUUUGGGUGAAAAUCAUGACCUUGAUUGCUUGUCCAUAGACAAAAUAUCAAUUUUGUAUGUGUCUGUGCCUAUGUACAUACAUACACAUGCCCCAUAAAGACACUAUCCUGACUCAUGCCUUGAUUAAACAAGCGAAGCUACUAUAAACUAUAUAGUAUUAUGGAAGUCUGGUAAGGUAUAAAGCAGGUCAGAGAUUUGCUAAAUAAUGAAAAGAAGGAAUAAUUGCUGUUGUGACUCAUAUUGGUUACAUAUUGAAUUUUAAUUUACUAAAUAGGAAGAUGUUUUAUAAUUAUUUGCAAAAAUGUUUUAGUAUAAACCCCUUAAAGUUGUGUCUCUCGCUGUCCUGUAUUUUAGUUUGUCACCAAAGUUGUCAAGUAUAAAUGCAGUGGAAAUGCUGCUUGUAAAGUUGGGUCACACAGUUGUGCAAUUGGGACUUUUCAGUUUGGGAGAUGCCAAUGGAAAUGUGACCUUCAUGCACCCUUUUUAGAAAGAGAUUUGGGUUGUAGAAUAUUUGCUUCGGUGCCUCUCUUUGAUUUAGGUUUUUUCUAGGUGAGGAACAUGCAUGUGUAGACUUUUUGAAGGUCGUGUUUGCCCAUGUACAUGAUUUAGACAAGUAGUACUUAGAGUGUCCCUCUGGUUAGUGCUUAAAUCCACUGUGUCACCUGGAAUUGAAGUGUCAUCUUUAAUCCUGGGAGUUUGAAAAAUGUCUUUUAUUUAACAAUUAGAAAAUGUCGAGAGGUUAUUUCCUCCCCCCCCCCCCCCCCCCGUUUUUUUUAAAAACCCUAAAAUAAAUUAAAUUUCUGAAUCAGCACAAAUCCAUAUCAGGAGACUUUUCAUAUCUGGAUGCAACUAAGAAUUUUCAUGUUUCACACCUCAGUUGUAUCAAUGGACAUGCCAGAACAGUUUCUAGUUAGAAAUGUGCAGUUGGCAGUAAUUUGCACAACACAAACUUCAAGGCACAGUAAGGAUGAUUAUAAACAAAUGAUAGUAUUUACAAAUGGGUUUUGUUUUUACCUUAGCAAAUAUCAAAAAAUUAUGGUUUUUUAUUCUGAUUUAGGUUUUAACCAGGACUUCACAGGAUUUUUGCUGUGGAAAAAUACCAGACCACACUAAUUUUGUGGUUAAAAGCUAAGCAAGAGUGUAAACAGUCUAUAAAAAUGUACUUUUAAUCUGAAUUAUUGUAAUGUUGAUUGUUAUGUCUAUAUAAAAGAUUGCCUUGCUUUUUUAUAAGAGUCAUUCUGUAUCAAUGCAUUCAUUAUAAAUAGUAUAUUUGUAAAUAA